CGCCAGAGCCCAGGCCGCCCAAGAAGGUGACCAAGCCCAAGAAAGCUCCCAAGAGGGAAAAGCUGGCUCCGGAGACGCCUCCACCAGGUAAAAAUAGCAACAGAAAAGGCGUGAGAGCCAAGAGCUUUGAGAAGGCUGCCAGCGAUGAUCACAGCGUCCCCAUGGCCCAUGGUGAUGUCAGAGAGGGCGGGCAUUAAUGAAAAUGACUUUUAUGAUGGGGCGUGGUGUGCGGGAAGGAACGACCUCCAGCAGUGGAUUGAAGUGGAUGCCAGGCGUCUGACCCGAUUCACCGGUGUCAUCACGCAAGGAAGGAACUCGCUGUGGCUGAGUGACUGGGUGACCUCCUAUAAGGUCAUGGUGAGCAACGACAGCCAUACAUGGACCACCAUUAAGAAUGGAUCUGAAGACAUGAUAUUUGAAGGAAACAGUGAAAAGGAGAUCCCUGUGCUCAAUGAGCUGCCGGUCCCCAUGGUGGCCCGCUACAUUCGCAUCAACCCGCAGUCCUGGUUUGACAGUGGGAGCAUCUGCAUGAGAAUGGAGAUCCUUGGCUGCCCGUUGCCAGAUCCAAAUAACUAUUAUCACCGACGGAAUGAGAUGACCACCACGGACGACCUGGACUUUAAGCACCACAAUUAUAAGGAAAUGCGCCAGCUGAUGAAGGUUGUGAAUGAAAUGUGCCCCAAUGUCACCAGAAUUUACAACAUUGGCAAGAGCCACCAGGGUCUGAAGCUCUACGCUGUGGAGAUCUCCGACCACCCCGGGGAGCAUGAAGUUGGUGAACCCGAGUUCCACUACAUCGCGGGGGCCCACGGCAACGCGGUGCUGGGCCGGGAGCUGACGCUUCUGCUCGUGCAGUUCCUGUGCCAGGAGUACUUGGCCGGGAACGCGCGCAUCGUCCGCCUGGUGGAGGAGACGCGGAUCCACAUCCUGCCCGCUCUCAACCCUGAUGGCUACGAGAAGGCCUACGAAGGGGGCUCAGAGCUGGGAGGCUGGUCCCUGGGACGCUGGACCCACGAUGGGAUUGACAUCAACAACAACUUUCCUGACUUAAACACGCUGCUCUGGGAGGCAGAGGACCGACAGAACAUCCCCAGGAAAGUUCCCAACCACCAUAUUGCCAUCCCUGAGUGGUUUCUGUCUGAAAAUGCCACGGUGGCAGUGGAGACCAGGGCAGUCAUAGCCUGGAUGGAAAAAAUCCCCUUUGUGCUGGGCGGCAACCUGCAGGGUGGUGAGCUGGUGGUGGCGUACCCCUAUGACAUGGUGAGGUCCCUGUGGAAGACGCAGGAGCGUACCCCCACCCCGGAUGACCACGUGUUCCGCUGGCUGGCCUACUCCUAUGCCUCCACGCACCGCCUCAUGACCGAUGCCAGGAGGAGGGUGUGCCACACGGAAGACUUCCAGAAAGAGGAUGGGACGGUCAAUGGGGCUUCCUGGCACACUGUGGCCGGAAGUCUCAACGACUUCAGCUACCUUCAUACAAAUUGCUUCGAGCUGUCCAUUUACGUGGGCUGUGACAAAUACCCGCACGAGAGCGAGCUUCCUGAGGAAUGGGAGAAUAACCGGGAAUCCUUAAUCGUGUUCAUGGAGCAGGUUCAUCGCGGCAUCAAAGGCUUGGUGAGGGAUUUACACGGAAAAGGAAUUCCCAAUGCCAUUAUCUCCGUAGAAGGUAUCAACCAUGACAUCCGAACAGCCAGUGAUGGGGAUUACUGGCGCCUCCUGAACCCCGGAGAGUAUGUGGUCACAGCCAGGGCGGAAGGUUUUACCUCGUCCACCAAGAACUGCAUGGUCGGCUAUGACAUGGGCGCCACGCAGUGCGACUUCACUCUCAGCAAAACCAACCUGGCCAGGAUCAGAGAGAUCAUGCAGAAGUUUGGGAAGCAGCCCGUCAGCCUGCCAGCCAGGCGGCUGAAGCUCCGGGGGCGGAAGAGACGACAGCGAGGGUGACCUGCCAAUGCUUUGAGACACAUCCCAGACCCCUGCAGAUUAAACCACCCCCGGUCAUAGCUCCAUAGAGGACCUGCUCCCUGUUUGCUCUGUAAUCCAAGAAGGCCUGAGAGAAUGUGUGCACCGCAAGGCUGGUCCCAAGGGGAGGGCUGAAGGCUUAGGCCGUUUUCUUCUCUUUGUUCCCAUGUAUCCAAAUAACUUGGGCAGAGCGGCAGAGGAAGGCUGGUUGGCGUGAGAGAAUUCAGCCAGUCAAUCGAAUCAGAGAGAGGGGGGAGCUUGCCUGCUCAGGGCCUCCUGGUUGCAACAGGAAACCGGUGCUUCCCUUUUGCGUGACAGCAAGCUCCCUGUGCAUUUGCAAUGUGCACGGCUAAAUGGCAGCAUUCCUGGGGCCCUGCCGUCCCAGAUGUCACCAUUUGAGAUGCUCAUGGGCAUUCCAAGAGAAUCCACCCUUUCUGGCCCCAGGACAUUCUAAGCUGAGGCAAAUACAUUCUGCAUUCUGUUAACAAUAGAGACAUCACCAAGCGAGCUCAGCUGGCCUCUGGAGUCAGUUUAGUUUCCCUUUCAACAAAGGCUCGUGCUCAUAAAAAGGCGAGACAGGCUGAAAUAAUUUAAGUGAUUGUUGGGCAGCAGGCGUGCACUGGGGCUGGUCUCAGGCAGACUGGGUUUACAGAGACCCGCCCCCAAAUGUCCUGCUGCUCUGGUAGCCCUGGGGGCUCCAUGGGCUGGGACUGUGGCCGGUGCUAAGGAACCAGAUCUUUCAGCCCUGCUCCUCGGUGACCUGCUAGGACUUGAAAAGAGCUGAAAGGAGGCUCACCCGCACCCUCUCUGCUCCGGAUAGUCCUUUCAUGGAAACGAGCACACCCAAACGGGCCUGGCGUCACCACGGGGGUGGUUUUGGAUAUUGGAAUACCAGACCUUCCAGUUUGCACUAAAUCUGAUGAAAGGCUCUUAGAAUUAUCUGUGGAUCGUUGGUUCAGGAGGGGUGAUUGAAUUAUCAUACAAGAAAACAAUUUGUCCCACUUUUUGUUUUUAUUAAUGUUGCUGCCUCACUGACCUGGGAAGAAUGAGAAAAAUAAA
This is a messenger RNA of Hipposideros armiger (great roundleaf bat), 3021 nucleotides long. It is a transcript of the gene CPXM2, whose product is annotated as carboxypeptidase X, M14 family member 2. The transcript has 13 exons. The record is from RefSeq and is a predicted model, not a curated record. Lineage: Eukaryota; Metazoa; Chordata; Mammalia; Chiroptera; Hipposideridae. Gene Ontology annotation, molecular function: zinc ion binding; metallocarboxypeptidase activity. Bases 145 to 1944 code for a protein of 599 amino acids. Gene Ontology annotation, biological process: proteolysis.